AUGGUCGUUGGAUCUUUGUCGUUCGCUAAGGCUUUGCCUCUGCUGGCCGCUUCUGCCAUUGCAGGCACGACUUACCCUCCCAUCCCUAGCGACCUGACAACGCCGUUCCAACAACGUCUCGCUGUCUACGGCCCCAACGCCGUCUCCGUCGGAUGGAAUACCUAUCAACAACUGAGCCAGAGCUGUGUCGACUUUGGCACCUCUCCUACGAGCCUGACCUCGCGCGCUUGUUCCAAGAGCUCCAGCACCUACGCCACCUCGCGAACAUGGUCCAACUAUGCCAUCCUGACCGGGUUGGCUCCAGCCACAACCUACUACUACAAGAUCGCAUCGACCAACUCCAGCGUGGAUCACUUCCUUAGUCCUCGUGCACCGGGAGACAAGACCGCCUUCAGCAUGGAUGUGGUUAUCGAUCUGGGCGUGUAUGGCCAGAAUGGAUAUACCGCCUCCAAGCGUGACACCCCUCCUGUAGUUGAGCCCGACUUGGACCACGCCACUAUCGGCGCUCUUGCACGGACGGUCGAUGACUACGAGAUUGUGAUCCACCCUGGAGACUUUGCCUACGCCGAUGACUGGUAUCUCAAGUUUGCCAACAUCUUCGAUGGCAAGCAAGCUUACCAGGCAAUUCUGGAGCAGUUCUACGAGCAGUUGGCGCCCAUUGCCGGUCGCAAGCUGUACAUGGCCAGCCCGGGCAAUCACGAGGCUGACUGCUCCGAGAUUCCCUACCUGCUCAACCUGUGCCCCGAGGGCCAAAAGAACUUUACCGACUUUAUGCAUCGGUUCCAAAACACCAUGCCGUCUCCAUUUGCUUCCUCCUCAACCAACACCACGGCGCAAGCUUUGGCCGCCAAGGCCCGAGGCCUGGCCAACCCUCCCUUCUGGUACUCUUUCGAAUAUGGCAUGGCCCACGUGGUCAUGAUCAACACGGAGACCGACUUCCCCGACGCUCCCGACGGCACCUCGGGCUCCGCCAAGCUGAACAGCGGUCCCUUUGGUAAGCCCAACCAGCAGACCGACUUCCUCAAGGCCGACCUGGCUAGCGUGGACCGCAGCGUCACUCCUUGGGUGAUUGUUGCCGGCCACCGCCCCUGGUACACGACCGGGUCCAGCAGCGGUUGCACGUCAUGCCAACAGGCCUUUGAAGAUAUCUUCUACCAGUACGGGGUAGAUCUGGGUGUCUUCGGACAUGUCCACAACUCGCAACGAUUUGCCCCGGUGUACAAGGGUACCGCUGACCCCAAGGGCAUGAAGGAUCCCAAGGCUCCGAUGUACAUUGUCGCCGGUGGCGCGGGUAACAUUGAAAACCUGUCCGAUGUGGGCUCCAAGCCAUCUUACACCCAGUUUGCCUACGCCGACGACUACAGCUAUGCUACCGUCCGCUUCAAGGACGCGAACAACCUGCAGAUUGAUUUCUAUCAGUCGUCGACUGGCAAGCUUUUGGACACAAGUGUCCUCUACAAGAGCCACGCGAACCGUUUUGUCAGCCAGUAA
This is a messenger RNA of Penicillium oxalicum, 1491 nucleotides long. Its product is annotated as purple acid phosphatase family protein. Gene Ontology annotation, molecular function: metal ion binding; acid phosphatase activity. NCBI's taxonomy places the organism in Eukaryota, Fungi, Ascomycota, Eurotiomycetes, Eurotiales, Aspergillaceae. The coding region runs from base 1 to 1491 and encodes 496 amino acids. The transcript is spliced from 2 exons. The record is from RefSeq and is a predicted model, not a curated record.